UGACCACCCCGGAAAUCAACAAACCGGGCGGUUAGCGAAAUGUAACAACGGAGAGUACUUUACCUUCUUUUACUUCCCUGUUGUAGGUCUUUCGUUUAACGUUAGCUUCAUGUGUUUUAAAAACGAGCAAUUAAAUGAAACAGUAUGCCUUUCAAAUGCCAAGUGUUGGACGUACUUUCCGUCAUUUAGCUUUGUUUAGCUAACGUUUGGUUAAGUUUAACCAUUUCAAAAUGCGGAGUGAUUCUCUUCUCUCGAGCGUUAACGUGGUGCUUGUAAUGGCCUUCGGUAGUCUGGUGUUUGUUUUGCUGUUUAUCUUCGUCAAAAGACAAAUUAUGCGAUUUGCCAUGAAGUCUCGGAGAGGACCACAUGUUCCCCUUGGCCACAAUGCUCCUAAGGAGCUGAGACAAGAAAUUGAAGCCAAACUGUGCCAGGUCCAGAAAAUCCACUUUGAGCCUCGUCUGCUCUCCCCAGAUGAUGACCGGCUAAAACACAAAGAACAGUCUGGUUCACAUGACUACCUGUACAGGAUGAGAGCACUGGAUGCCAUCAGAGACACUGAUCUUCCUUUCCGUGAACUGGGUGGCACAUCCACCGCUGUGACGGGUAAAAGACUUCGGACCUGGCUUCUACAUCUACGAAACUCCCACUGUGUGUUCCGAGACAGUCUGAGCUCGAUCAUCGACAAAGUGCUGGAUGGGUACAACAAAGCACGUCACGGGGCUGAGGCUUUUGGGGAAGCAGAAUUUUUGAAAUACCAGGAAGCUCUAACUGAACUGGCAUCUGUCGUCAAGUCCCACAGCAGCAGCAGCAGCAGCACUCCGAGCCAGUACCACCAGUCUGCAGCCAAAGACCUGACCAGCACCACGGAGCUUGCAAGCUCCUCCUCCUCCCCCACCCAAACCACCUACCUCACAUCUUCAAUGCAGCAGCGUAGCAAGCGGCCCGGACACUUCCUGGAGUUGAAGAACUUCAAAGACAACUACAACACUCUGGACAGCUCCUUCUGAAAACUUGUGAUGCCCAUCCAAAAGAAAGUUCAAAGACAAGUAGUGCUGCCAGUAAUUAAAGUGCCUAUGGACAACGGGUCACUGUCGCCAGAUAGUUACGAGUGAAAUGAAAAACUGCCUUCAUGUAUUAACACAUAUUGCCUGGUUUACAGUAUAAUGCAUAUCAGACUCAGUGCUCUUUACCUAAGUGUAGCUUAUGCAUAUAUCCUGUAUAAAUGCAUGUUUGAGUGCUAUAAUUAGGUAGAAAAGUGACUAUAAUAAGUAGGGUUGAUUUGACCAAAACAAAACCAGAGUCACAUGGCUAUGCAAUGACAUAAGACAAUCAUAUUUAUUGCAGUGUAAAGUCCUAUGCAAACUUGUUAGAAUUAACAGACUGUAUUUAAACACGCUAAUAGUUAAAGUUUGUAGAGAAAACAAGUAUUAAUGGUGGAAAAACACACUGGUUAUGUCACUUAUGUUUACAUGUAUGUAUGUCUUUUUUUAAGCCUUAAAUGUUUGUCUUACAGAAGCCAUACUUGAUUUAAUGAAUUUUGAUGAUUAAGUGCUUUUUUGAUUUAAUCGUUCUCUCAGUGCAAUGUAACAGUAACAGUAUUCCAGUGCAUUAAUGCAUUCUGAAUGUUGCAUCAGGGGAAGUCUCUUUCUGGACUUUAGUAGUCAGGGUUCCCAGUGAAGCAUGUGAUGUCCAUGCUUGAAUCAUUUUAUUUUCUUUGGUGCUUAUUGUACAAGUAUCCAUCCAAAUAAAACUGUGACGUACUGUCAAAAUGUU
This is a messenger RNA of Perca fluviatilis (European perch), 1773 nucleotides long. RefSeq names its product chromosome 7 C1orf43 homolog (gene ltap1). Lineage: Eukaryota; Metazoa; Chordata; Actinopteri; Perciformes; Percidae. The transcript has 7 exons. Gene Ontology annotation, biological process: phagocytosis. Bases 231 to 1007 code for a protein of 258 amino acids. The record is from RefSeq and is a predicted model, not a curated record.